AUGCUACGUUGUUUGCGAGCUGAAUCUGAAAGAAACGAACAAACCAUUAAUUUCGAAUUCUACAAGUCAUUUUUCACAUUUAACAAGCAAAUUUCAAACAUGCAAAUCUUCGUCAAAACACUCACAGGCAAAACAAUUACUCUUGAAGUUGAAGCAACUGAUACCAUCGAAAACAUCAAAGCUAAGAUUCAAGACAAGGAAGGUAUACCACCGGAUCAACAACGUUUGAUUUUUGCCGGUAAACAGCUAGAAGAUGGUCGUACACUUCAAGACUACAAUAUUCAAAAAGAAUCAACCCUUCAUUUGGUACUUCGUCUUCGUGGUGGUAUGCAAAUUUUCGUGAAAACACUCACGGGCAAAACAAUCACUCUCGAAGUUGAACCAUCUGAUACCAUCGACAAUGUGAAAGCUAAAAUUCAAGACAAGGAGGGCAUUCCACCUGAUCAACAACGUUUGAUUUUUGCUGGUAAACAAUUAGAAGAUGGUCGUACAUUAUCCGACUAUAACAUUCAGAAAGAAUCGACACUCCAUCUUGUCCUUCGUCUUCGUGGUGGUCAAUAA
Rotaria sp. Silwood2 is the source of this 561-nucleotide messenger RNA. NCBI's taxonomy places the organism in Eukaryota, Metazoa, Rotifera, Eurotatoria, Philodinida, Philodinidae. The record is from the annotation of a GenBank genome assembly.